Sclerotinia borealis F-4128 is the source of this 666-nucleotide messenger RNA. The record is from the annotation of a GenBank genome assembly. NCBI's taxonomy places the organism in Eukaryota, Fungi, Ascomycota, Leotiomycetes, Helotiales, Sclerotiniaceae.
AUGUCGAAACUCUAUAUUGAAGACGAUAUUGCUGUAGCUUUAAAUGCUAUCGUGAAUGGUGUUUUGAUGCGAAAAGCUGCUCUGGAAUAUGGGAUUCCUUAUAUUAUAUUUCAGAGUUGUAUCAAUGGCUGUGUAUCUUAUCAAAAAGGUUCCGAAAUGAUGCAAAAGAUUGCUUCGAUUCAGGAGAGACGUUUAGUGGAAUGGAUAUUAGUACAAGAGAGCUUGGGUAUUAGUUCUAUUCAUUGGCAAAUUCGAGAAAUUGUUGAACGUUUUCUCGAUAUAAAAGAACUCGAUUCUAUUCUUGGAAAACGAUGGGUAUACAAUUUUUUGGAGAGGAAUCCAGAGAUUAGAAUUAAGAGACAAUAUAGAAUCGAUUCUGCCCGAGUUUCGGGUGCUUUCUAUGAUAUUAUUGUGCUAUGGUUUCGAAAACUCGAAUUGCCCGAGAUUAUCGAUAUAAAACCACAAAAUCGAUACAAUAUGGACGAUGCUGGUAUAAUGGAGGGUCAGGGUCUUAAUGGUCUAGUAGUAGGAAACUUCCAGUGUUUUUAUAUUCAAAAAAAACAAUCUGGUUCAAGAGUUUGGAUAUCUUUUAUCGAGUGUAUUUCGGCGACAGGAAGGGCCCUCAAACUACUCGUUAUUUUCAAGGGGAAAACUGUUCAACAAUAA